This is a messenger RNA of Copidosoma floridanum, 818 nucleotides long. RefSeq lists its product as uncharacterized. Gene Ontology annotation, molecular function: protein binding. The record is from RefSeq and is a predicted model, not a curated record. Lineage: Eukaryota; Metazoa; Arthropoda; Insecta; Hymenoptera; Encyrtidae.
UGCUUAAGUCUUUAUUUUCAUCUAAACGGGGAUUCGGAACACCACAUGGUGCCCGUACUGGCUCAUAACUCACAGUGUUAGAAAAAAAAAACAUCCGUAAAGUAGAAGAUGAAAUGACAAAGAAAAACGAGAUACUUUCUGAAACGAUAAAUGAGGCCAUAAUGGAAUCGACAAAUCCCACUGAUCAAGAUAUUAUUGAAUAUAGUCCAGAUACGGCGACUGUAAUUCAGCGAACGAUAAAAGACAAAGACGGAAUAAUCAUCAAAGAGACCACAGAAACGACGACGCUGCGGGUCACGCACAACACGCACUUUGGAGUGGCCUCCUACAAACUCGUCUCAAACACGAUUACCGAUCACACCGAGCAUCUCGACCAUCGCGAGCUCCAGGAUCUCAACCGAACCAUCGUCGACGACUGCUACGCCAUACCACCACCGCCACCACUACCCCCAGCACUCACAACCCACCGUGAAGAGCACACGUACGCCUCUCCAUCCAAACUCAUUAGCUACACGAAAUCCGAAGCCCACGGCAGCUUGAACGGCCAUACCGAUCGAAAAAUCGGUAGCACUACCGAUCAGGCCGUAAAUCACGGCAGCAAAAUUCCAGUUGAUUACCAAACGCCGGAAAUUUCGAGACAAGAGCGCGAAUUCCUGGAAAAAAUGAAAACGGUAAGUUCUCAGGACUCAUCUGUCGUACCAGCGAUUCAGCAGCAGUGUCAGCAGCUCGCGGUCGCCGCUUGCGCAACGGCGUUCGUGGCCGUUGAGGAGCUUACGGUGAUUCCUGCCGCCACAAUAGCCGUUUGCGAGCUCAACUAG